AUGCGGAUGGCCUUCAACCUGCCGGCCUACAUCCCGGUGGAGGAGCAGAUCGCGCCGCACCCGGACUUCCCCACGGUGGCCUUCCCCAACCCGGAAGAGGGCAAGGGCGCUCUCAAGCUCGCCAUCCAGCGGGCCGACUCGGCCGGCUCGCCUCUCAUCCUCGCCAACGACCCCGAUGCCGAUCGCCUGGCCGUUGCGGAGAAGCUGGACGAUGGAAGCUGGAAGGUGUUCACCGGCAACGAGAUCGGUAUACUGCUCGCGCACUGGGUGUGGCAGAAGUUCUCCGCGGCUCAUCCCGAGGUGCCGGUCGACAAGUGUGUUAUGCUCAACACCACCGUCUCCUCCAAGAUGCUUUCCGCCAUGGCCGCCAAAGAGGGGUUUCAUUAUGACGAAACAUUGACGGGCUUCAAAUGGCUGGGCAGUGUGGCCGCGGACCUCACGUCCAAGGGCUAUCACUUCCUCUACGCCUUUGAAGAGGCCAUCGGUUUCAUGGUCGGUGACGUGUGCCGCGACAAGGACGGUGUGCGUGCUGCAGCGGUCUUUGCCGAAAUGGCCGUCGAACUGUACUCUCAGCGCAGCACGGUCGUCCGUACUCUCCACUCGCUCUACGAGAAAUACGGUUACUACGCCACCAACAACCGCUACUUUUUCUGCUACGACCCGGCAUUGAUGGAAACCAUCUUCGGGCGCAUUCGCAACAAUGGCCAAUACAGCGAGGCCUGCGGACCCUACAAGAUCAAAAACAUUCGAGACCUUACCACCGGCUACGACAGCUCUCGGCCAGACAAGAAGGCGAUUCUGCCCACGUCUUCUUCGACGCACAUGAUCACCUUUUUCUUUGAGAACGGGUGCGUGGCUACGCUGCGAGGCAGUGGUACUGAGCCAAAGCUCAAGUAUUACAUCGAGCACCACGGUCCUUAUGGGUAUGUUUCUUUGCACCUGGGUGAUGCGUCACGCAAGUGA
Molecule: messenger RNA, 963 nt
Organism: Acanthamoeba castellanii str. Neff
Lineage: Eukaryota; Discosea; Longamoebia; Acanthamoebidae
Exons: 8
Coding region: 1-963 (320 amino acids)
Biological process (GO): carbohydrate metabolic process; purine ribonucleoside salvage
Molecular function (GO): phosphopentomutase activity
Source: RefSeq, a predicted model, not a curated record